AUGCUCGGAAUUUACUACCUCUUGGUACCCCCAGAGCGUUUAUUAGUCAAGGAGAACACGACCCGCCGGCAGCGGCGGCGGGCAGGUGUGCGCGUGUCGCCGCCUGACGCAGGGCGCGAGUCGAGCUGCCGGGUGUCGCCGCCGCUCCCCGCGGCCCCCAGCCGGCCCGGCCCCCUCCUCCCCACGCCCCGCCACCCGUCGGGCUGCGGCGGUGGAGCGGCGGCGACCGCGGGUUCCGCGUGCGGCAGCCGAACGCCGCCCGCCCUCCGCGCCGCGUCCCCUCGCGGCUCACAAUGUGCUGACCCUCCCGGCUCCGCCGCGCGCACUCCGGACUCCGGCGGCCGCGCUCCCUCUGGAAGGGACACACUGCAGGCCCCUUCCUCCGUCCCGUCCCGUCCCCCCGGACUGAACACCACACGCGUCAUCACACCCCGUUCCCCGCUCACACCCGGGCUAGCGGGCGACCAUGAGGCCCUGGAGGUUUUUCAGAAGACGAUGAGGUCAUUCAACCAGUUUUCAUCAGCCCCAGAGUGAAUCCUUUGACAUGGAGAUGAUGCUCUAAUGAGUAUCAUGAAAAAGAAGAUUCUGAAAAGUUGCUACAAUAUUUUAAUUUACCAACUAGUUUCUGAUAACUGUAGAUUGUGGUUUUUCUGUGGGGGCAAACUGGAGACAGUCCAGAUAACCUUUUUCUUUUCUGUUGGGAAAUAAUGUUAACACCAAUGUGUUAAGUGACUGCAAUAAAGUUUCAUGUCUGUG
This is a messenger RNA of Myotis daubentonii (Daubenton's bat), 756 nucleotides long. RefSeq lists its product as uncharacterized. The record is from RefSeq and is a predicted model, not a curated record. NCBI's taxonomy places the organism in Eukaryota, Metazoa, Chordata, Mammalia, Chiroptera, Vespertilionidae.